AUGGUAGGAGGAGGAACGCCUACGCAAUCAAUUGCCGAACUCAUUACAGAGUUUCAUAAAACAACAGGAGAUGUACCACCUUCACUUAUUGGUGCAACUGCGACUUUGAUCAAUCGACAUGUGUAUGUCUUUGGUGGUAGAUUACAAUCAAGUCGACAAAUAUCCAAUCGACUCUAUGUUCUAUCUUUAGACACUAUGUCAUGGAAAAUUGCCUUUCCUCAAAACACUCCACCUGUGCCUCGUUAUUUUCACUCAGCCAGUGCACACAAUGAUACACAUAUCAUAUUUUAUGGUGGUAUGACAGUUGGACAACACCAGCAUAGACGAUCCGUACCCUCAGAUGAAUUGACAACGCUUGAUGACUUGGUCUUUUUAGACAUCAAGUCACUCGCCUGGGAGUAUCCCAAUCUUACCAAUCAGCCUAUUCCUUCGCCUCGUUACGCCCAUAUUUCGACCCUAGUGAAUGACAGACUGUUCAUUUUGGGUGGACAAGACAUUGAAAAUAACUAUCUGACAGACAUUAGCAUCUUUGACUGCAGGAAACGAGCGUGGUGUGAGCCAAUCUCAACACAGCAAUUUCAAUAUGGUGCCUACCGCUCAGCUGCAGUAGCAGUUACACCAAUUCAACUAUCCCCACCCUUUGCACCCAACAUGGAUCUACUCACUGAUCCUUUUGAGGAGACAAACAUCACAGUGAAAGAAACGGAUAUCUCUAUUCAUGUCUAUUCAAACUAUAGUGGAGCUGAGAUCGCUCGACAGUUGCAUUCAUGGAAAAUAAACACUAAUAGUGAGUGUGUGGACAUGCUGAACCAGACUGAGCAAGUUGGAGCCAAUAAUACUGCACCGCCUCCUAUUCGAUUCCCAUCUGCAUUUAUGUGUGGUCAACAAUUCAUAUUGGCAGGACCACAUAUGAGCGGCGCAGUCCAACAGUUUCAGAUUUGGGCACUUGAUAUGACAAGCUUUGUUUGGACUAAAGUUGAGCCUGGUCCUGGCAUCGCACGUGGCUCCUGGUUGCGCGGAAUGUUGUGCGAAACAAUGAACAAGUUCCUCAUCUUUGGACAUCCAGCACGCAAUAUGCAGGAUGACUACAAGAACCGUGUUCACUGCUUUGAUUAUCUAGCUCUCGUUGACAUUGAGGUGUUUGGUAUCUACAGACCGCCACAGACAUCCUUCAGUACCAUCGGACAAAGUUUAGGAUUAUCAAUGCUCAAGGAUCCUGUGUUAGCAGACCUCAAGAUAACAGCAACUGACAACAAGUCUAUCUCUGUUAAUUCAUCCGUCUUGGCUCAGCGAUGGCCAUCUAUCCGCUCACUACUUAAACCUGUCACCUCCCCUCAGCCUGGGAUGUCAGAAAUACUUGACCACGACAAACGAGAGCUUUCAUUUCCUGACACCUACAUCGUCCUUAUCGCAUUCCUGCAGUAUAUUUAUACUGACCAUCUUGUCACCGCUCAACAGCACCAACCUCAAAUUCUCUCACGGCUCCUGUUUGUAGCCGACUUUUUCCAGAUCACACGACUCAAGGAGCUCGCGAUCCAUGCUCUACAUCAAAUGCUCAAUAUGUCUACUGCUGCCAUGAUUUAUGAAUCUGCAUCGUUAUCAAAUGCAACUUCAUUACAAAUUCGUGCUUUGCGUGUACUAAUCAAU
Messenger RNA from Rhizopus microsporus ATCC 52813, 1647 nucleotides. RefSeq names its product galactose oxidase. The annotation marks the transcript as partial. NCBI's taxonomy places the organism in Eukaryota, Fungi, Mucoromycota, Mucoromycetes, Mucorales, Rhizopodaceae. The transcript has a single exon. Gene Ontology annotation, cellular component: mitochondrion; cytosol. Gene Ontology annotation, biological process: cell redox homeostasis. The record is from RefSeq and is a predicted model, not a curated record. Gene Ontology annotation, molecular function: protein binding.